Messenger RNA from Hyposmocoma kahamanoa, 2875 nucleotides. RefSeq names its product endoplasmic reticulum metallopeptidase 1-like. NCBI's taxonomy places the organism in Eukaryota, Metazoa, Arthropoda, Insecta, Lepidoptera, Cosmopterigidae. Gene Ontology annotation, molecular function: metalloexopeptidase activity. Bases 1 to 2751 code for a protein of 916 amino acids. Gene Ontology annotation, biological process: proteolysis. The transcript is spliced from 20 exons. The record is from RefSeq and is a predicted model, not a curated record.
AUGAAUGGAGAUCUGCACGUCUUUAUGGGCAGACAGCAGGUGUUAAAAAGGGUAGUGCGGAUCCCAAACCUGAUGUACGAUAAAAGUUACGUGUACAGUGUGGUGCCGACGCUCGAGUACGACGAAGAGCGCUAUCAAACGCCCUGUCAGCGGGCCACGUACGAUGCGACUGGGAAAGGUGCACAUUUACAUGAGCCGAUUAAAUCAGUACCAACGGCACUGUUAAUAGUGCUUUUAGGACUAUAUCUGCUCCUGGCAUACCUUACACAGCUGGUGGAAGAUGACAUGCCCAAGGUGGUUAACGAAUCGGACGUCGCCAGAGAUAACUCCGUGACCUUCAGCGAAGAAGCAGCAUGGCGGUACAUACACAUAAUCCAAGGCACCGAGCCGCGCGUCACCGGGACAAAGUAUCACCUGAAGAAGACAAAGGACCUCAAAGAACUUCUUGACUCCGUCGCUGAGCAGUCUAAUUUGCCUAUCAGGACUGAUUGGCAAAUGGUCACAGGCGACUACUGGCUGUCAUUCGUAAACUUGUACCAGAACGUAUCAAACAUCAUCGCUUUGUUGGAAGGCGAGAGUGGGUUCUUGCCCAAUGGCACUAUCGGAACUUCGUUGCUAGUAAACUGUCAUUACGACUCUGUUCCUUUUGCAUUGGGCACUUCGGACGAUGCCAUUUUCUGCGCAGCGAUGAUAGAAACUCUCAGCAAGUUGUCGCGGCGUUCGCAAAAACUCAGACACAAUGUCAUAUUUUUAUUUAAUGGUGCUGAAGAAAAUGGUUUGCAAGCUAGCCACGCUUUUCUGAAACACGAAUGGGCUAAAGGUGUGACCAAUGUGGUGAAUUUAGACUCUGCCGGUAUGAACGGAAAGCCAAUUAUUUUUCAGGCGUCAGACCCUCGACUUUUAAGCAUGUACCAGAGUGUAGUGAAUCGUCCGAAUGCCCAAAGCGUAGGAGAGUUCAUGUUUGCAAAUGGCAUUAUUCCUUCCGAUACGGAUUUUAGGAUUUGGAGGGAUUUUGGAGACAUUCAUGGAAUCGACAUCGCUUUUUCAAAAUGGGGCCACGUGUAUCACACGCGCUACGAUUGCGACGAUUUCGUGAAGACCGGCGUGGUCCAGAACGCCGGCAACAUGCUGCUGGCCCUCGUUCCCGCGGCCGCUGGCAAUGCGGAGCUAGAGACGAAGAUCGAGCCGUCUGUCGUCGUGUACUUCGACUUCCUGAACUGGUUCCUGGUGUCGUACACGUACGGUGCGUCAGUGGCCGUGGACCUGCUGGUGGCACUGUUCGCCUGUCUCACCGUCGCUUAUUACGUGUGGCUCGUCGGACUAAAAAUGACAACUGUCCAAGAGUUGCUGUUUGCGAUGUUAGGGCGAGUUUUGUCGACACUGGCCGGAAUAUUGAUCGUCGCCAUUUUCGUGCUCAUCAUGGUGGCCACUACAGUUCAACUUAGGUACCUAGCACAACCUUGGCUUGUGGUCCCGAUGUACUGGCUGCCGUACGCCAUCACGGCCGUCUGCGUGGCGCAGGCCUUCGACGCCUGGAGAACCAAGAGGAGUGGUCUGAAUCGCUGCAUUCGCACAAUGCAAGCGCAAGCCGCAACGAGAUCGAUUCUAGCUUUCAUACUAAUAAUUAUGACAUGCAUACCAAGUACCGCGACAUUACGGUACUUUGUCACUGUGCCUUUGUUCAUCAUUUCGCUCAUGUCUUUGGCGUCUUUGACCGUCAUCAGAUACGUUCGUUUGCAAGCAUGGCAGCAUCUACUAAUGGAGGUUCUGUGGUCGGUGCCGUCCACCAUGUUCGUGCUGACGCUGGCCCUGCGUUUGUGCGCGCUGAUGUUGCCGAUUAUGGGGCGCAACGGGUCCAAUGCACCCGACUACCUCAUCGCGAUCAUCAACACAGGCAUUGCUGCCAUCGUCUUGUGUACUGUCUCGGGCAUCGAAUUGCUAUUUUCCCGCAAGCGAUUAUGGAUGGUAGUGGCGCCCGUAGCCAUCACCUGCAUAGUGCUCAUGUUUAUUCCCUUCAGCCCGUACCAGGAUGACGGGCCUUCCGUGCAGAGGCAUUAUUGGUUUCACUCGGAAAUAAUAUCAUACGAUUACAACAAUGCUGAAACAGAUUGCGUAUCGGGUAUCGUGGUGACGAAGAUCGACGCUUACUCCACGUCGAGAGUGUUGCCGGCGCUGAGGGAGAAAGGCAUCAACUUGGAAUCCCGCACGGACUUUGCCGAUGAUUGUCAACGUUACGUACUUUGCAAUUUGCCGCUCGGCAGCGGGUGGCUCGGACGUAAUCUCGUGAACGCCUUGUUCCUGUACACGGGUCCGCCGGCGCCGUUCGUGCCCGACAACACGCUGACGGUCCAGAACAAGACUUGCAGCGGGAGUACCUGCAUAUUCGACUUUGUUAUGAUAGCUCCAGCCCAAAACUUAAUAACGAUAAGGCCUCAUGCGAACGUCAACUUGACCUCAUGGACUUUCGACUCUCCGGCCCGGCCGACGUUCAUCCAAGACAGCCGCCUCAUCUAUUUAAUAUACCAUUCAAGAGCUACGUACAGUGACGUGUUUGCACCUUUACAAUUUAACGUUACUCUAUCUGUGCCUGCGUACGCGCAAUCUCAGCCCAUAAUGGACGUGGCACUACACUCGCAUCUAAACAACCACCCUGAAGAGUUCACUCAGGAGUAUCGCAACAUCCUAAACGCUGUGCCUAAAUACUUCAACAUUGCUACCUCUCUCAGCAGGCGUAAAAAUUAUGUCUUCUAGAAACUGCACGUCGAAUGUUUUACGCGGCAUAUGCGACUCGAAUUAAUUUUGUAACAUUGUCGAGGUCCUACAUCAUAAAUAAAACGCAGUACUAUUAUAAUCUAGGCAUUCAUGGUUAAAUUAA